UCAGUUCCGACUUCCGCUCGGCUCGGCCCUUUCCUGUUCGGCUGGUGCGGUGGAAGCGGCGAUCUCGGACGCCGGGUCUCCCGUUUUCUUCGCAUAGACACCUCUACUGCAAAGAUGGUCAACGUACCUAAAACCCGGAGGACUUUCUGUAAGAAAUGUGGCAAGCAUCAGCCUCACAAGGUGACCCAGUAUAAGAAGGGCAAGGAUUCCCUGUACGCCCAAGGAAAGCGGCGCUACGAUCGGAAGCAGAGUGGUUACGGUGGGCAGACAAAGCCGAUCUUCCGAAAGAAGGCCAAAACCACAAAGAAGAUUGUGCUCAGGCUUGAGUGUGUCGAGCCCAACUGCAGAUCCAAGAGGAUGCUGGCCAUUAAGAGAUGCAAGCAUUUUGAACUGGGAGGAGACAAGAAGAGAAAGGGCCAAGUGAUCCAGUUCUAAAACUUGUGUUUUCUGAGAGGAAAAUACUGAAGCAGUGGGAAAAUUACGUGUUAGAAAAUAAAGUUAUUGUUACUGAUA
Messenger RNA from Onychomys torridus (southern grasshopper mouse), 513 nucleotides. It is a transcript of the gene Rpl36al, whose product is annotated as ribosomal protein L36a like. Gene Ontology annotation, biological process: translation. The transcript has 2 exons. Lineage: Eukaryota; Metazoa; Chordata; Mammalia; Rodentia; Cricetidae. Gene Ontology annotation, molecular function: structural constituent of ribosome. Gene Ontology annotation, cellular component: cytosolic large ribosomal subunit; ribosome. Bases 115 to 435 code for a protein of 106 amino acids. The record is from RefSeq and is a predicted model, not a curated record.